AUGAGGGUUCAAGCUUUUCUUACUGCGUUGGCAGCUACCUCGCUCCAUGAGGUGGCAGCGAAGCCUCUUCGACGGCAGGAAGUUGACCUUGCCACUCGGAUCGAGACUGAGAAAAAGGCCGCUCUUCAAGGGGUGCUGAACAAUUUCGGUCCUGAUGGUAGUCAAGCACCGGGAGCUUCUGCGGGCGUCCUAAUUGCAUCUCCAUCAACAGACAACCCUAACUAUUACUAUACGUGGACACGGGACGCAGCGUUGACCCUCAAGAUGGUCAUCGACGAGUUCCUACACGGAGACGAAGACCUUCAGUCAUAUAUCCGCGACUACGUCAAAUCCCAAGCUAUCUUGCAGACUGUUUCCAAUCCAUCAGGUGCUCUGGGCUCAGGUCGUGGACUGGGCGAGCCGAAAUUCUACGCAAAUCUCACCCGCUUCAACGGCGACUGGGGUCGACCGCAGCGUGAUGGACCUGCGCUUCGUGCGACUGCUCUCAUCACCUACACUCGGUACCUUCUCAGUACUGGCAUCGACUCAGACAACGCCGAAGCCAAGGACAUCUGGUUAGUCAUUGAGAACGACCUCAACUACGUCUCUCAAUACUGGAACCAGACGGGUUUCGAUCUGUGGGAAGAAGUCGAUGGGUCGUCUUUCUUCACUACCGCAGCUCAGCAUCGUGCUUUAGUCGAGGGUGCCGCCUUGGGAAAGCAGUUGCAGCAAGAUGUUUCAGCCUACGAGUCGCAGGCUCCGAACGUGUUGUGCUUCCUUCAGACAUUCUGGAACGGGAAGUACGCCGUGGCGAACAUCAAUGUCCAGCAGAGUGACUUCAGCCGGAGUGGGAUCGAUGCCAAUACCGUUCUCACAGCGAUCGCUACUUUUGACCCGGAGGCCUCUUGCGAUGAUACCCUCUUCCAGCCUUGCUCCUCGCGUGCAUUGGCAAACUUGAAGGAGUACAUUGAUUCCUUCCGCACCCUAUAUACCAUCAACAAGGAUGUCUCUGAAACAGGCACAGGCGUAGCAACCGGCCGAUACGCCGAGGAUGUGUACUUCAACGGCAAUCCUUGGUACCUAACUACCUUGGCCGUACCAGAGCAGCUCUACGACGCAAUUCAGCGAUGGAGCACCAUCAACACCAUCGCCAUCGACGACACUUCUUUGGCGUUUUGGCAAUCAGUGUACCCAUCCGCCCAGAUCGGUACUUAUACCAAAGGCGACUCCGACUUCACCAAGCUCAUCGACGCCGUCCUAGCCUACGCCGACGGCUUCGUCGAAACAGCUCUGAACUACACGCCCGAGAACGGUGCCCUCGCCGAACAGUACAGCCGCGAAGACGGCACGCCCCUCUCCGCCCGCGAACUCACCUGGUCCUACGCCUCUUUCGUGACUAUGCGCGCCGCCCGUCUAGCCGCUACCUCGGACUACGCCCAAGUCCCCUCCUGGGGCGCGCCAUCCAGCCCCCAAGUCCCCGACACCUGCACGCCCAGCUCAGUGAAAGGCACGUAUGCACCCGCCGUCGCGGCCGGUGCCCCCGCAGACGCCCCAGCAUGCACUUACAUCGUCACUUUCAAUCUCAACGCCUCGACUUUCUACGGCGAGAACAUCUACCUUUUCGGCAACUCGACGGACUUGGGUGACUGGCGGGUCAGCGAUGCGCUUGCGGGGAGCGCAGCUGCGUACACGGAUGAGCGGCCGCUGUGGACGUUCAUGGUUGAGCUCCCGGCGGGUGCGGCAUUGGAGUAUAAGUUUGUGAGGAAGGAGCCGAGCGGCGAGGUGCUGUAUGAGGUUGAAGAUCGGAGCUUGGGUGUGCCGGAGUGUGGGGAUGAGGCGCCAGGAGAGGAGACGGUGGAGGACAGCUGGAAUGGGCCGGUUGGGGGGGAGAUGGAAUGA
Messenger RNA from Didymosphaeria variabile, 1878 nucleotides. RefSeq lists its product as uncharacterized. Gene Ontology annotation, cellular component: fungal-type vacuole. Gene Ontology annotation, biological process: polysaccharide catabolic process. Gene Ontology annotation, molecular function: glucan 1,4-alpha-glucosidase activity; starch binding. The transcript is spliced from 2 exons. The record is from RefSeq and is a predicted model, not a curated record. Bases 1 to 1878 code for a protein of 625 amino acids. NCBI's taxonomy places the organism in Eukaryota, Fungi, Ascomycota, Dothideomycetes, Pleosporales, Didymosphaeriaceae.